UGUGCACGUCAGAUAAGAAAGGACAUGUUUACGCACCACUAACGCAAAUAAAAACAGCAUAAUUUCACUUGGUUGAACACUUUUUGUAUCAUAGUUUCUGCAUCGACGUGACCCUGCGGAGCGAUGCGCCGCAGAUCGGGAGGGCUGAAGUUUGUGCGGAGCGUCGCCUCAAGUUACGACAUUAUUAACAGGUUGAUGUGCUGUUAAUGGGAGCGUGAGAGCUGGAGGCGGUGGAGCUCCAGGGGGCUAUGACGGCGCAGAGCAGCCCAGGACGGAGCAGCCCGGCGGGGGGAGAGCGGCUGGUGGAGGUCCUGCUCAGUGGCAAAGCUCCGUGGGGCUUCACUCUGAGAGGAGGGACGGAGCACAAGGAGCCGCUGGUCAUCACCAAGGUGGAGGAGGGCAGUUUUGCGGCUGCUGUGCGUCUGCAGGUGGGAGACGAGCUGGUGGGCGUGAACUCGGUGAUUCUGUGUGGGUCCAGACAGGAGGCCAUCUCUCUGGUCAAGGGCUCGCACAAGACUCUGUCCUUGGUCCUAAGAAGGAAGCAUGGCUCGGGGUCACGGCCUCACUCUUGGCACUCGUCGAAGCUGACAGAAGAGGAGACUUCUGGGAAACAGGCCUCCUCGGCUCCUGUGUGGCAGCUCAAACAUGACGCCAGGUCCAAAUCCCCCUCUCCAUCUCCAGACGAGCAGGUCCAGCGUCAGCCUUUAACCACGGCUCUGACCUCAGCCAAACCCAUGGAGCGACUGGACUUCUCCUCUCACCCUUUAACCCCGAUGAAAUACUCCAAUUCCAAGAAGUCUGACGUUCCCAACAGCAAACAAGAACCAACCCUCGGCUCUCUGACAAACCCCAGCGUCCACGACCCCCCGUUCAGAAAAGGAACCAGCUCCGAGAACAUCUUCUUCAAGGGACUGCAUCAGGAGAGAGGGAGGUUUUUGGGCAACGGCGGCUGGGAGGGGACGCAAGACCAGCCCAUGUCUCGUCUCUCCGUGGGAGGAAGACCCAAUGUCACUCCUGUUUGGCAAAUCCCGGAAAAGAAAAAGUCCCAAUCCCCUCCUCCGCCUCCUCCUCCGUUAAGAAGUGACAGUUUCGCCGCCACUAAAGUCUUCCCAUUUACCGACGUUCCUCAAAAACCCCACAACCAUUCCGCGGAGCAUUUGUUUGAUAAUAAUCUCAAAAAUCAGCAGGAUAAGUCAGAGCUGAGGAGAAGCUUGAAUCCAUUGCCGGUUAAUAAAGAUUUGCUGCAUCCAAGUUCUGCUGCAGAUCCAAGCUACAGACAGUUACAGCCGAACAAACUCUUUUCACUGUCAAGCAUCGACGUCCGCCAUUUCGGCCCUCAGCCCGUUCACCAAAGACAGUACAGCGACGAAAGCCCGUUAUAUUUAACGAGAACAGUCCCCAGUGCCAAAAGUCAAAGCGUGGCCAGUUAUUACCGUAGCCUGCAGGAUCUACCUACCAAUAUCCGUAAAAAUCAGCGAAGCGCGACUCUGAACUCGUCUGUGGUUCAAAAUGUCGGGAAAUGUUACAGACCUGCUCAAGAUCCACACAAGUCGCACUGGUUAAACGCAAACGAAUCAGGUUUGCAAGCAGGUUUCAAGGCGAAAACGUUGUACAAUCCGCCGCCGGAACGAAACGGACAGUUACAAUUUGAUAAAGAAGUCGCGAGGAAUCAAGAAGAAAGCGAUUUGAAGAAGCAGCUUGAAGUAAAAAGACAGCAGGACCCGUGGGUGCCGCAAGAGGACCAUCGGAUCACGGCGCAAAAAACUCCCCUGCUCCAUUCGUUAGCCCAGGAAAACCGCGCGUUGACACCCUUAGCGAGCCAGGAAUCUAACGAAUCGACAGCUAGCGGGAAAAUCAGCCGGCGUAGCGACCGUUACGCCACAACGCUACGGAACGAAAUCCAACAAAAACGCGCACAGUUGCAAAAAAGUCGGAGCGCCGCGACUUUGUCCUGUGAAGUAGAGGAAGAGGAGGAGGAAAGUGAAGAUUGGAAAACUACGGGAAUAUCAAAUACCUACAAGGAUCAUUUAAAAGAAGCUCAAGCCAGAGUUUUACAAGCGACUUCGUUUCAGAGACGGGAUUUAGAACCGGCGAUCAACGUGAAACCGAACGGGAGAGUAAGAGGCAGGAAGCGUUUACCUUUAGCCAAACGAACUCACUCUUUUUCUGAGCCCGAUAAAAUGGACAAGGUCGGAGUGGAGGGAGGGCAUCCGACGGAGUCUUUUGAACGCAAGAAAUUCACUGAAGCGAAACCAGCUUUUUCUAAACCCGUAGCAAAGACCAGCGCAAGCCAGAGCAACGACGAUAUAGAGACAGAGAAGGAAAGCAGUCAAAUUCAGUCGGAGCUGCAGAGGUUGGGGACUUUCGCCGAGUACCAGGCCACGUGGAACAAACAGAAGAAAGAAACGAAAACUCAAGGCAGAUUUCACUCAGCGGAAAAUAUUUUAGACGCAGAUGAGAAAACUGUGUGUGUCCACGAGCGAUCCAGGUCCUCCCCAUCUGCAGAUUUUCACUCAACGAAUAAUUCUUCCCCAUGGAGAGACCUUCCAGUCCCACAGAGCAGCCAGACCAGAGAAGAACCAGAGUCUGCGGUCCAGCCUCCAGACCACAGCCCACAUCCACCUCCCUCUGCGCCCAGGAACGAGGGCCCUUUCCUGGACGCCCACAACACUCCAAACCCCGGAGCUGCUGCCACUCUUUUAGCUCCAGAAACCACAUCCUCGGAGCCAGAGAAAACCCAGCCGGAGCCAGAGGGAGACAGCUCUGCGCCCGUCACGUCUCACCCAAACACCGCCUCUCCUCAGCUGCGCCCGGGCAGGAUCACAGACGAAGGCUCCCCCAGGCCGGAGGGCGAGUCCAGCCCCGUGAGGAAAGUUCCGGUGAGAAUCCUCCACUCAGACACGGGCCCCGAGCGCUGCCUCCUGCCCCAGAACAGUGCACCGUCUCUGGGCAACAUCGGCUGCUCUGCCCCGUCUCCCUCCAGUGCCUUCACUCCGCUCCCAAAACAAGAAAACCCACAACCGUCCCAGAACUCACAUGUGACGGGGCUGCCCUCCCCAGCGCCCGCACCCCUGUGCCCGUCAGACGCCCACGCCGCCGAGGACCUGAAGAGGGCGGAGCUGGCGCGUGACAUCAUGGACAAAGACCGGUCUCUGGCUGAAGUCCUGGACCAGAGCGGCCGCAGGACCACCAUGGACCUGAUGGAGGGACUGUACCCGGCCGAGGAGGGGGUCCUGGGGGGCAACGCUCUGAGACACAGGGCCUCCACCUCCAGAGCUCCAGCCUCUCCACGGACCAGCGACAGGAGGGAGGAGGACGGCGCGUCUCUCUCGGCCUCUUCGUGUCUCGUCCCCAGCUCGUCGUAUUACAACACGUCCGCUCCUAAAGCUGAGCUGCUCAUCAAAAUGAAGGACAUGGGGCAGGAGCUGGAGCAGGACUCCGAGGACGAGCUGGACACUGACCUGGCCAGCAAAAAGUUGGAGCUGAUCUGGAGCCUGGCGCGUAAACUGGAGGUGCUCCGAGAGGCCCGAGAGUCUCUGCAGGAGGACGUGGAGCAGAACGAGGCCCUGGGGAGGGAGGUGGAGGCGACGGUGCAGAGGAGCUGUCAGACCAACCAGCUGGAGCGCUUCAGGAUGUUCGUGGGAGACCUGGACAAAGUGGUGUCCCUGCUCCUGUCUCUGUCCGGACGCCUCGCCCGAGUGGAGAACGCUCUGAACAGUCUGGAGGAGGAUGCGCCGAACAACGAGAAGCUCACCCUGACAGAGAAGCGCUCCCUCCUGAUGCGGCAGCACGAAGACGCCAAAGAGCUGAAGGAGAACCUGGACCGCCGGGAGAGGCUGGUGUCCGUCGUCAUGGAGACGCACCUCGACCCCGAGAGCCUGGACGACUACCGGCAUUUCGUGAAGAUGAAGUCCGCGCUCAUCAUCGAGCAGCGCCGCCUGGAGGACAAGAUCAAACUGGGAGAGGAGCAGCUCAAGUGUCUGCUGGACAGUCUGCCGCUGGAGCAGAGGCCGCUGCUGUGAAGGGACACGAGGAGGAAAGUGAAAGUAAAACUCCUCUGAGAAUCGACUGACAGGGAGUUUAAAAGUCCUGUAUUACACUAAAUGCAUUUUUAUGAGCAUUAAGACGUGUUAUAAUGUUGUUUCCUCAUCAAAAACAGACCUGGAGUUGUGUUUUGUUUCCUUCACACAUGUUUGAAUCCUGCAUUUUUAGCAAUUUACAAGUUCAUCUACUUUUCACUUUUCGUUCAGUCGAGAUUUGCAAUUCCAGGGCAAAAGUAUUUUCAGUUUGAGAGAAGAACUCAGCCUAAAUGUGCAGCGUUUGUGUGUUAAACUUGUGUGAAUGAAACAGCAACACAACUCCAGGUCUGUUUGUGACGAGAAAACAACAUCAGAACUAAUAAAUAAUACAUCCAUUUUUACCAGUUGUCGAAUAAUAUGAAUUUUGGUCGAAUAUUGUUUUGAAGAUUUGACCUGACUAAAAGUGCAUUAUGUAACUUUUCUUGGGAACUUUGUUGUUAUUGUUUUGCCUGGAAUGUCACGCGAGUAAGGAAGUGGAAGUUUGGUGUUAAGGAUGUAACAAUAACCAAAAUGUUGCGAUAUCUUACUGUAGUGGCGGGCGAUAUCUCGAUAUUUAAAAUAUAUCGAGAUAUUUUUUUAACUUGAUAUGGAUUUUGACAUAUCGUGUAUAUCAAUAUAAUGCUUAUAUAUUCUGAUUUUGCCGCUUCGCUUAUUUGCCGUCCAUCUCCUCACUUUUGUUUCCCCUCCUCUUUGACGCUCCCCUCGCGCGUGUCUCAUUCAACACAGCGGUGCCCAAAACCAGCCAGGAGAAUACAGAACUCGUCUCAAAAAGGGACAACUGGCUCCAUUAUACGGAGAUACUUCGAUUUUAGGGUGUUGGACAAAUAGCUGACACGUGUCUACUGACGUGAAUGUCGAAAGUUACUAGCACCACGAACCUUUUCCACCGUUUACAGACAAGGCCAACAGCAGCACAUCCUCUGUCACAGAGAGAAUCAUAGAUCCAUGGAGAGAACACUCAUAUUCCACUGAGUCGUGUCCUUUAGUCCGACAGAAGCUGAACCACAUCAGCGACACAAGGAGCAACUGUUUAUGUCAGUUUAUGCAAAUGAGCCGUGCAGUUUUAAGUUUUGUUUCUGUAAAACGUAAACACGUGUUUGCAAAGUUGCAUUAAACACAUUAUAAUCUCAAACGGGCUGAUGUGGCUCUAUAGUAAUGAUAUCGAGAUAUAUAUCGUAUAUCGAGAUAUGGCAAAAUAUAUCGAGAUAUAUUUUUUGCUCCAUAUCGCCCAGCCCUAUCUUAUCGUCAAAAGUCUCACAAUAUAUCGAAUUACAUGUUCCUUUAUUUAAAUGUACGGUUUUAUAGUAGCAACACCUUGGAAACAGAGAGAACUUCAUAUCCCAUGAUUCAUUUCAGCGCAGACAACAUGAAGAAAUACUUUUUUUACUUGAAUUCUUGGGAUUAUGACGGAAAUAAUUCACACCAAAAUCUUCUCAAGGUCUUUUAAAAGCAAAAAAAAACGUGAGAUUUGGAUAUCGUUACAUCCCGACUAUUUAUCUUGCAUUUCUUUCAUUUACAGGAGUUUAAAACACAUAAAAAAACACCAAAAAAAAUCAUGCUUUCUUACUGUGAGCGGAGUCGCCUCUCCACAGAUCUGUCCUGUAACUUCGUCUAGUAAAAUCACCUGCUUGUUACCAUGGAGAUCGAUAAGUUUAAUACACUUGUGGAACAUUUUAAGAAUAAUAAUUAACAAUAAUCAGGUUUACAUAGAGCUUUUUUUGACACUCAAAACUCCUAAGAAAAGUUACAUAGGGCAACUUUAAUAUGGAAUUACAUGUUUUUAUCAUUUCAAAAUUAAAAUCUAACCUUUAUUAUUUAAAUAUACUCUAAUUUCCAACCAAAUAGUAACUUAUAAUACUAAAUCUACGUAUUUUAUAUUAUAUUGUGUAUUAUUUUGCACUUCUUAUUCUCCUCGAGUGAAGUGAACUGUGUAAUAUUUCUGUUUAAAUACAUUUUGUAGUAACUUAUUUUAGCCUUUGGAAAUAUUUAACCACGUUUGUACUGAAAUGAGACGACUCCAUAAUAUGUAAAAAAUAUAUAUAUAAUAAAAUGUAUUACUGUAUAAAUGUGUAUUAUGUGAAGGACGGUCUUCGGAUUUUAACUUUUGGAUUUUUUUGAUGUGAGAAUUUCAACUAAAAAUAUUAUUCACAGA
Messenger RNA from Boleophthalmus pectinirostris (great blue-spotted mudskipper), 6231 nucleotides. RefSeq names its product protein Shroom2-like. The record is from RefSeq and is a predicted model, not a curated record. Gene Ontology annotation, biological process: actin filament organization. Gene Ontology annotation, cellular component: apical junction complex; adherens junction; cortical actin cytoskeleton. Gene Ontology annotation, molecular function: actin filament binding. Lineage: Eukaryota; Metazoa; Chordata; Actinopteri; Gobiiformes; Gobiidae.